This is a messenger RNA of Truncatella angustata, 1922 nucleotides long. RefSeq lists its product as uncharacterized. The coding region runs from base 183 to 1823 and encodes 546 amino acids. The transcript is spliced from 2 exons. NCBI's taxonomy places the organism in Eukaryota, Fungi, Ascomycota, Sordariomycetes, Amphisphaeriales, Sporocadaceae. Gene Ontology annotation, molecular function: FAD binding. The record is from RefSeq and is a predicted model, not a curated record.
CUGGAAUUAAACACGAACCCCCAAACCUUCCCAAACUGCCGUCCCUGCCUCGCUUCGCCUACGUAUUCGGAUCCAAACGUGAUUAGAGUCCUUGGGGAGACAUAGACGGUGGAUGCGACUAUGCAGCAUGGCGGAACGUGGGGUUGCGGGCCCCAACAAGGAGGAGGGUAAAAUGUCAGGGCAUGGGGACAUGUAAAAGGACGUCAGUGCCCACGAUCAUACGAGGCCCGUGUUCUCCUUUCGCUAUUCCUACGCUCCGAGUAAGAGCAUACGGGAACACUAGGAGGCGCGUGUCUGAUAAGUCAAGGUCCAGUAUGGCUCGCAGUAUCGUGACAGCCAUGGCGCUGUCGGGCUCCCUUGGGAUGGCAGCGGCCGCCUCACAGACAUGUAGUCAGGUCGCGAGUCUGUAUCCGGACAUCCCGGUCGACUUGCCGCUGUCGAUUGACUACACCACGGCGCAGACCGAGUACUGGUCAACGUCCUGUGGGGACCUCAAGCCGGACUGCAUCCUCACACCGACGUCGACGGAGCAGGUGGCCCAGAUUGUUCAGGUCCUUUUGUCCAACAAUGACACGUUCGCCGUCAAGUCAGGAGGACACAACCCAAACAAUUACUUUGCUAGUGUGGCCGGCGGACCCCUGAUCUCGACGAAAUUGCUCAAUGAGGUCGUGUUGGACAAUGUCACGGAAACAGUUAGAGUCGGUCCUGGAAACAGAUGGGAUGACGUUUCUGGUGCACUGGACGGGACUGGUUAUACAGCGGUCGGCGGGAGGAUUGGAAACGUUGGGGUUGGAGGCUACCUGCUUGGAGGCGGACUUAGUUUCAUGAGCACAGAAUAUGGAUGGGCUGCGAACAACAUCCUGGAGUUCACACUCGUGCUUGCCAACGCCACGGUGCUCACCGUGACGGAGGAUACUUAUCCCGACAUCUUCCUGGCCCUCAAAGGCGGCGGUAACAUCUACGGCAUUGUGACCUCGUACGUCUUACAGGCCCACCCACAGGGACAAGUAUGGGGUGGAAACCUCUGGUUCGACGCCAACGACGAGACGACACCCAAGAUCCUCGCGGCCCUGCGAGACUUUACGGAACACUACCCGGACGAGAAGGCGGGCAUCAUCCUGACGGCGGAGCGCACACUGGGGACGCUGCUCGACAUCUGGAUCCUGUUCGUGUACUACAACGGGCCGACGCCGCCGGUGGGGGUGUUCGACAACUUCACGGCCAUCGCGCACACGCUCGACACGACCAAGACGCAGAGCAUAAACGAGCUGCUGAGCGGCAACAACUGGGCCGUGGUCAAGGGCAGCGUCUACACCAUCGGCACCGAGACCACGCCGCUGCCGGGCGAGGCCAGCGGGGCCGAGGUGCUGGGCGCAUACUACGAUACCUGGGUCAACGUCAGCAACACGGCGGCCCUGGUGCCGGGGGUCAUUGCUAGCAUCGCGUUCCAGCCCAUGCCGAAGCGGAUUGCGCAGAUUGCGAGGCAGAGGGGCGGGGAUCUGCUGGACUUGGACGACGACGUCGACCGGAUUGUGCUCGAGCUGGACUACAGUUUCUUGUUCAACAGUGACUACCCGAAGAUAGAUCAGACGAUGCAGGACACGUACAACGGACUGAAAGCGGCGAGGGAGCGGUUCCAAGGGCAGGGGAAACUAGACGCGGAUGCUUAUCUGCCUCUUUUCAUGAAUGACGGCUUCUAUCGACAGGACUAUUUUGGUAGACUGAGAGAGGAGAAGAAGGAGCUUGCUGCGAGUGUGAGGGACGAAUUAGACCCAGAUGGUUUGUGGAAGAAGAGAACGGGUGGGUUCAAGAUUCUGAACUAGUCUAACCUAUAGGUUAGUCAGUCUCGAACGACUCACCGUUAGACUUGCAGUAUGUAGAGUUCAAACCAUUGAUUAAUUAAACUACGGUUAGACUAGAGA